Schistosoma bovis is the source of this 1029-nucleotide messenger RNA. NCBI's taxonomy places the organism in Eukaryota, Metazoa, Platyhelminthes, Trematoda, Strigeidida, Schistosomatidae. The record is from the annotation of a GenBank genome assembly.
AUGAGCACACCUGAACCUACUAUUCAGAAUAUUUUGGACUCAAAUACUUUGCGUUGGAUCUUUGUCGGAGGUAAAGGUGGAGUUGGAAAAACGACAUGCAGUUGCAGCAUUGCUGUUCAAAUGGCCAAAGUGCGUGAGCGUGUUCUCAUUUUGAGCACGGAUCCUGCUCAUAACCUUUCGGAUGCGUUUGACCAAAAGUUUUCGAAAAAUCCUACUAAAGUUAGGGGUUUUAAUAAUCUUUUUGCUAUGGAAAUUGAUCCAAAUGUGAACUUAGGAGAGUUCGAAGAGGAUCUGGUUGGUUCAGAAGAAGCAGCAGUUUCCGCUGAUAUACGUAAAACCAUCGGUCACUUGAUGACUUCUUUCCCUGGAGUGGAUGAGUAUAUGUCUUAUACAGAGGUGUUUCGGUUGGUCCGCAAUAUGGAUUAUUCAGUCGUCAUUUUUGAUACUGCUCCUACUGGCCACACACUACGAUUGUUAGCGUUUCCAGAGGCUAUGGAGAAAAGCCUUAGCAAGGUAGUCUCAAUGAAAAAUCAGUUCGCUCCAAUUUUAAACCAAUUAAUGGGUUUAGUCGGAAUGAACAGUACACAAGGUGGUGAUUUAACAAAUGCAAUAGAAACACGUUUACCUAUCGUUAAAGAAAUAACAAAGCAGUUUAAAGAUUCCACUCAGACUACAUUUGUAUGUGUUUGCAUACCCGAAUUCUUAAGCAUGUACGAAACGGAACGCUUAGUUCAAGAACUCACUGCACACGAUAUUGAUGUCCACAAUGUCAUUGUAAAUCAACUAUUGUUCCCAAAUUUAUUAUCAUCAUGUGAUGUCUCAUCUAAGGAUCAUUCGAAUCAACCUCCAUCUAAUUGUCGAAUGUGCUUAGCACGUCAUCGAAUACAAUCGAAAUAUCUGGAACAAAUUUUAGAACUAUAUGAAGACAUGCAUGUCAUACAAUUACCUCAAUUAGAAAAUGAGGUAAGAGGAAUCAAGUCUGUUCAAGAAUUCUCCGAACUUCUUUUAAACCCUUACCGUAGGAAAUAA